This is a messenger RNA of Charadrius vociferus (killdeer), 3120 nucleotides long. RefSeq names its product SRC kinase signaling inhibitor 1 (gene SRCIN1). NCBI's taxonomy places the organism in Eukaryota, Metazoa, Chordata, Aves, Charadriiformes, Charadriidae. Gene Ontology annotation, cellular component: cytoplasm; actin cytoskeleton; postsynaptic density. The transcript has 16 exons. Gene Ontology annotation, biological process: regulation of dendritic spine morphogenesis. The record is from RefSeq and is a predicted model, not a curated record.
AUGGGGGUCCGGGGGUCCCAGGUCCUGGCGCUGCCCUGGGCUCGUCCUGAAGGCGUCUCCCCCGAGGCUGAGCGCGAGGGGGGGACCCGGAUUCCCGGGGGAGACUUGGCUGCGCUUCGCCGCACGCCUGCGGAUCCCGAGAGGACGAGCACCCACAUGAUCUCGGCGGACGAUGCCGAGUACCCGCGGGAAUACCGGACCUUGGGCAACGGCACCCGGCGCUUCUCCAACGUAGGGCUGGUGCACACCUCGGAGCGCCGGCACACCGUCAUCGCCGCCCAGAGCCUGGAGGCCCUCACCGGCCUCCAGAAGUCGGAGAUGGAGCGCAAGCGGGACGCCUUCAUGGACCACCUGAAGAACAAGUACCCGCAGCACGCCCUGGCGCUCCGGGGACAGCAGGAACGCAUGCGGGACCAGCAACCCAACUACUGGAGCUUUAAGACGAGGAGCUCCCGGCACUCCCAGGGCUCCCAGCCCGGCUUGGCCGAUCAAGCCAAACUCUCCUUCGCUUCGGCCGAAUCUCUGGAAACCAUGUCGGAAGCGGAGCUGCCUUUGGGCUUCAACAGGAUGAAUCGGUUCCGGCAGAGCUUGCCCUUGUCGCGGUCCACCAGCCAGACGAAGCUGCGGUCGCCAGGUGUCCUUUUCCUGCAGUUCGGGGAUGAGACGAGGCGCGUCCACAUCACCCACGAGAUCAGCAGCAUGGACACCCUGCACGCCCUCAUCGUCCACAUGUUCCCCCAGAAGCUCACCAUGGGGAUGCUGAAGUCUCCCAACACUGCCAUCCUCAUCAAGGACGAGUCGCGCAACGUCUUCUACGAGCUGGAGGAUGUCCGCGACAUCCAGGACAGAAGUAUCAUUAAAAUCUACCGGAAAGAGCCGCUUUAUGCCUCGUUCCCAGCCUCGCACAUCACCAACGGCGACCUGAGGCCACGCGAGCGACUCUCCACCCUGCCGCCCGCCCAGGGCGUCUCCCCCAGCCCCAGCGCCAUCCUGGAACGUCGGGACGUGAAGCCGGACGAAGACCUGGCCGGGAAAAACGUGGUGUUGGUGAAGAACGAGGGGUUGUACGCCGAUCCCUAUGGCAUGGUGCACGAGGGGCGGCUCAGCAUCACCUCCACCCAGUCCCUGGCUGGCAUGGGGGACCCUUUCGGCUAUUCGGGGGGGCUGUACAAGCGGGGCUCCGUUCGCUCCCUCAGCACCUACUCGGCGGCCGCUCUGCAGACGGAACUGGAGGACAACCUGUACAAACCCAACGCCCCCAUUUACAGCGACACGUACGGACCCGGCUUGGGCUUCCGCAUGCCCCCCUCCUCCCCGCAGAAGAUGGCCGACGGGCGGCUGGUGGACGUGCAGCCGGGGCAGAGCCCCCACAGCCCUUACUCGGGACCCCCCAGCCGCUCCUAGCCCCUGCAGAACCAAGAGACGGUGAAGACGAUGCUGCGGCGGACGGAGACGGAGAUCAGCGUGCGGGUGACGGACACCAUGCGCAAGCACGAGGACCCCCUGCAGCGCCAGCGCAGCUUGGUGGAAGAGGAGCGGCUCCGCUACCUCAACGAGGAGGAGCUCAUCACGCAGCAGCUCAAUGACCUGGAGAAAUCGGUGGAGAAGAUCCAGAAGGAUUUGGCCCACAACCACCGGCUCAUCCCAGUGCAGGAGCUGGAGGAGAAGGCGGUGGUGCUCAAGCAGCUGGGGGAGACGCUGACAGACCUCAAGGCCCAGUUCCCCAGCCUGCCGAGCAAGAUGCGGGUGGUGCUGCGGGGGGAGGGGGAAGCCGUCAAGUUCCUCAAGGAGGAGCCGAACCGCCUCGAUGGUCUCCUCAAGCGCUGCAAGACGGUGACGGACACCCUCGCCCAGAUCCGCAGGCAAGUGGACGAGGGCGUGUGGACCUCCCCCGGCAACCUCAGCCAGUCCCCCAAGAAGGUGGCCCCCGAGACGGACUUCGGCAAAGGGCUGGAUUUGGAGAUGCCCACCAGCCCCCCCGUCAGCCUCCACCACCUGACGGCGGUCACCGAGACCCUGGGCAUGCCCAGCUUUGGCGGCAGCGCCGCCUCCACGCCGGAGCACAAACCCUCCAAACCGCAGCACGCACCGAAGUCGGGGGGGAAGGGGGACCCCAACGGCCGCCGGGGCUCAGACGAACUGACGGUGCCGCGGUACCGGACCGAGAAACCCUCCAAAUCGCCACCGCCCCCACCUCCGCGCCGGAGCUUCCCCUCCUCCCACGGGCUGACCACAACCCGCAGCGGCGAAGUCAUCGUCACCAGCAAGAAGGAGCCCGGUUUUAUGAAGAAGGCCGAGUCGGAGGAGCUGGAGACCCAGAAGCCCCAGGUGAAGCUGAGACGGACGGUGUCGGAGGUGGUCCGACCAGCGUCCACCCCUCCCAUCAUCGCCUCUGCCAUCAAAGACGAUGACGAUGAGGACCGCAUCAUCGCGGAGCUGGAGGUGAGCGCGGGAGGGGCUGCGGGAUGCCCCAGCUUACCCGCACCGGAGGCGAUGCCCACCCUGCCCUGUCCGCUCACGUGCAGCCAUCGUAUGGCAUCGCCGGGACGGGAUGGCGCAUCUCUGGCUGCCGGGGGCAAAGGCGGUGCGGAGGACGCCGGGGCGGGGGGGAAGGUGGCAGAGGGGCUCUGCGAAGGGCAGUUGUCCCCUCGCCACUCCAUGACGCCGCGCAGCAAGGAGAUUUAUGAAGGCACGUACCAGAGACUGGAUAGCCUGGAAGAAACCAUCCGUGAGCUGGAGAUAACCAUCAGUGAGAUCAGCAGCCAUCCCUCGGUUGAGUUUGUAUUCCCUAAAGAACUACUAGGACAAGAGGGAUCCGAGGAUGCUGGAGAGAAGAUCGGGGAAGGUCUGGGGGAUGUCAAACACAGUACCUGUGACGACGGGACCGUCCUGGACCUCAGUCAGGCCAAAGCUGAUGCUCCCGAGAGUCCAUCUCCAAGCAAGACCAAGCCACCUCUGCUUCCGAAGCCGCAGCUCCCCCUCGACACUCCGCAGGCCGCUAGACCAUCUAAAGAGGCUAGUGAGACUUCCCCCACGGUCUCAGAAAAACCCGCAUCUGGCAGAACAUCCAUCCCCGUAUUGACUUCCUUUGGGGCAAGGAACUCCUCCAUCUCAUUCUGA